GAUUCAUGCUCUCUCUCUCUCUCUCUCUCUUUUCAUAACAGAAAAUUCCGUUCUCUCUCUUCAUUUAGGGUUUCCUACUUUCCUUCCUCCUUCAACUUUCACUCUCGAUCCGGUUAUUCCGAGUCUGUGCCUUGCAAUGCCGCGUCCGGCGAAAUCAGUGAGGCCGUCGCACGAAGGAAGCGCCGCCGCCAGGGAUUCCGACGAACCUUCCAACAACCUCUGGGUUGGGAAUCUAGCGCCGGACGUAACCGACGCUGAUCUGAUGGACCUGUUCGCGCAGUACGGCGCCCUCGACAGUGUCACCUCUUACUCGGCCCGUAGCUACGCCUUCGUGUACUUCAAGCGCGUGGAGGACGCUAAGGCCGCGAAGAACGCUCUCCAAGGGUUCUCCCUCCGCGGCAAUUCCUUGAAAAUCGAGUUUGCUAGACCGGCAAAGCCAUGUAAACAGCUUUGGGUGGGUGGUAUUAGCCCAGCUGUGACAAAGGAAGAAUUAGAAGCCGAAUUUCGUAAAUUUGGUAAAAUUGAGGAUUUUAAGUUUUUCAGGGAUCGAAAUACUGCAUGUAUUGAAUUUUUCAAUCUGGAUGAUGCCACUCAGGCAAUGAAAGUCAUGAAUGGGAAACGUUUAGGUGGUGAACACAUUCGUGUAGACUUCCUUCGAUCACAUUCUACAAGAAAAGAUCAGUCGUCUGAUUAUGGACAGUUUCAAGGAAAAGGCUAUGGGCCUACUGAUCCCUACACUGGACAAAAAAGACCUCUGCAUUCACAACCCCCAAUGGGAAGGAAAAGUGAUAGUCAACCCAGUAAUAUUUUGUGGAUUGGCUAUCCUCCUGCCAUUCAGAUUGACGAGCAAAUGCUCCACAAUGCCAUGAUUUUAUUUGGAGAAAUCGAGAGAAUCAAGAGUUUUCCUUCAAGGAACUAUUCAUUAGUUGAAUUUAGAAGUGUUGAUGAAGCUCGGCGUGCAAAAGAGGGUCUUCAAGGACGCCUUUUUAAUGACCCUCGGAUAACAAUUAUGUAUUCAAGCAAUGAGUCUGGAAAAGAUUACCCUGGCUUAUAUGGUGGUAGCGGUCCAAGAACUGACGCGUUCAUGAAUGACCAUCCAUUUCGACCAUUGCAAAUGGAUUCAUUUGGUCAUAAUCGUCCAGUGGUUCCAAAUAAUUUUCCUGGACAGUUGCCACCUGGAGGUAUUCUUGGACCAAAUGCACAAAUGCGGCCGUUUGGUCCUCAAGGGAGUCUUGAACCUCUUAUUUCUGGUCCCGAGUUUAAUGAAAUGGGCAUGCACCACAAAUUUCAGGAUGGUAGUUCCAAGGGUAACAUGGGUCCAAACAGGAAAAGGCCUUCUCCUCCUGCCCCAGGGAUGCUUUCUCCUUCUCCUGCAUCAGGUGUCAGGCUCCCUUCAAGAUCAGCUUCCGGUGGAUGGGAUGUACUUGACAUAAACCAUAUUCCAAGGGAGUCUAAACGUAUGAGAUUAGAUGGUACUAUGCCUGUUGAUGAUGUUCCGUAUCCUUUAAGGAAUGUAGAUGAUCGUGUGUUAGGUAUGGACCAAACAUAUGGUCUUGAUCCGGUGAGCACAAGGUUGGGAGCUGGAGUACUUGGUGCUGCACAACCUGAUGCUGAUCAUAUAUGGCGUGGAAUCAUUGCAAAGGGAGGGACUCCGGUUUGUCAAGCUAGAUGUGUCCCUAUUGGGAAAGGGAUAGCUGCUGAGCUCCCCGAGGUGGUUGAUUGCUCAGCUAGGACGGGAUUGGAUAUACUCACAAAACACUAUGCUGAUGCUAUUGGUUUUGACAUUGUUUUCUUUUUGCCAGAUAGCGAAGAGGAUUUUGCUUCCUACACUGAAUUCCUUCGCUAUCUUAGUGCAAAAAACCGUGCGGGUGUUGCAAAAUUUGCUGAUAAUACCACAUUAUUCUUGGUACCCCCUUCUGAUUUCCUGACAAAAGUUUUGAAGGUCACUGGACCUGAACGUCUAUAUGGUGUGGUUCUUAAGUUUCCUCCAGUUCCAGGUAAUACUCCAAUGCAGCAGUCUUCACAUUUGCCUAUACCAUCAAGUCAGUAUAUGCAGCAGAUUCCUCCUUCACAAGCUGAGUAUGGAUUGAUUUCUGCAAAGGAAGAACCAGUUUUGCCAACAGAUUAUAACAGACUGUUGCAUGAUGAGUCUAAACUUCCUCCUAAACCAGUCUAUCCGGCCACUAGUGGUCCCCCCUCACUUCAGGCUGGGCCUCCGGAUUAUCCUACUGGUUCCAUGUCCCAAGAUGGAGUUGGAUUAACUCCGGAGCUUAUUGCAGCUUUAACUAAUUUAAUCCCUGGAACAACUCAAUCAUCGACAAUUGAUGGUGCCAAGUCAGCAGUAGGCUCCUCAACUGUGAGGCCUCCAUUUCCCCCUGUUGCACCUAAUGAUGGUAACCAAUCUCAUUUAUGGAAACAGGACCAUCAAAUUGUUGAUCAGUCUGUUCAUCCUUCUCAAAAUUUGGGGAGUAUGUAUAACAUUCACAAUGCUCACUAUCAGCCUUAUCCACCACAAUCUGCUCCUGGCUUCCCUAAUCAAGUGGUCCCUGGCAGUUCGCAUAUUCAAGACACUGCUGCUGGUCUGCAGCAGCAGGGUGCUGUUUCGUCUAGACAGAUGACUAAUUACAUGAUACCUUCUCAUAGUGGACAGGUAGCUGCACCCACCCAUGUCAGUCAGCAGUAUCAGGUUGAAGCCUCCCCUGGCAACCAGGGAGGAUAUGGAGUGCUUCAAGGGACAGAUGCCUCUGGUUUAUAUAAUUCUCAGGCUUUCCAACAACCAAAUAAUUCAGUUGCUGCAUCCACUCAAGUUCAGAGUGUUAAUCCAUCACAGCAACAUGGUGUCCUGCCAUAUACACUGGACCAAGUAAAUGCUGACCCUAACAGUCAGCAACAUCCUCUCUAUGGAGUUGGUCAGGGCUCAACAGAAGUUGAGGCUGAUAAGAACCAAAGGUACCAAUCAACGCUACAGUUUGCUGCCAAUCUUCUCUUCCAAAUACAGCAGCAGCAGCAACAGCAACCCCCUGGAGGACAUGGAUCAGGAAUUCAAUAAUGAGAAUCGUCUUCUAUGGGAAUAACUUUCACUACGUUUCCUUCGUUGCCAUUCAAUCUUGAUGAUGCAUAGAAAUCACAAACUGCAAAGUUUAAUGUAGUAAUUGAACUAAUAGGAGGAUUAAUGUCCCCUGCAACUCUGAAUCUAAUGCUAAUCAGUCCAUUGACUUGGUUUGGAGAUCAACUUUCAACUGAGUAAUGGCUUAUGAAAUUUCGGGCAGGAAGUCUAACUACACCGUACAUAUUAUAGAUAAAUACAGCCAUCCAUUGUUGCGAUUGUUGUCGUCGGAAUUCACUGAAUUCAACCUCUUUCCUCCCAAGUCCUAAUAUUACGACGAACCACAUUAAACUAGCAAGUCAAUUAUUGGGGUUACUUGAUUGGUUUUCCUUACCAAAAUAAAAUGCUAGUGACCUGUAACAAUUAUUGGGGUUGCAAACACUUAUUUGUUUGUCAUAAUGAAUGUUCUACCAAAUCCCGAUAACUUAGUUUGAGGACAUUGGUUUCCUGUUUUGUGUUAGUGUUCUGGUUUGGGAAGUGAGUCGGUUAUCAUUGGAGAUGAAUAUUAUUCGAUAAGAAUAUGAUGUGGCUAAGAAAGUUUAAAUGAAAUUCACUUUAAAUCACUAAUGCAUAGUUGAGAUGAAAAUGCUUCUUGAUGAUUAAGCUUUUGCUGUUGAAAAUAUCGGAGCCACUUUAAUUCGCGACCUAAAACAUCAUAUUAUGUGUCCAUGGAUUGGGUGUAUUGGUGCAAAAUCACUUUAAUCUGGUUUUAGGAUGUUGAGAUUAUUGUAUUUGUUGUCGCCUUGCCUUUCCUCGAACAGCUUGAGGUGAUUAUUAGUUUUGAAGAACAUUACCAUCAAAUCUAACGUUUGCAUUCGGCAAUACUAAAAUCGCAUUUUGUUCCCCCAUACAGUACAUUAUUAGUGUAUAAUACAUGGUUGAUGCUAGUAAGUAUCCAGCGAUCUUAUUUUUUACCGAAGUGCUCAAUGCGUAGAACACUUAAAAAGAAUUAUAAUGUUUUACUGUCUAAACUAAUCUUCUGGUUCAUAUUAAUUAUGUUAUUUGGUCCUAAAACAAAGAACGUAAGUUAGAAUUGUGGUAAUCUGCGUCUAUUAACUUGACUGUUUUUACCAUUACCCUUUUUAGUAUUGAACGUCAAGGCAAUUCAUGCGCAACGAGAUUAAA
Molecule: messenger RNA, 4231 nt
Organism: Arachis stenosperma
Lineage: Eukaryota; Viridiplantae; Streptophyta; Magnoliopsida; Fabales; Fabaceae
Product: flowering time control protein FPA
Exons: 6
Coding region: 137-3049 (970 amino acids)
Molecular function (GO): RNA binding
Source: RefSeq, a predicted model, not a curated record